AUGAAUGCCAGCUUAGGUAAAGCUAGAUUAAGGAUGGCCUGGUGGUAUGAUGCCCAUGCCCUGGCACCGCCUGAAAUCAAGCCCGGAGAUGAAGUUAUGUUGGACCGGCGCAAUGUGCAAACAAAGCGGCCUUUGGGAAAACUGGAUCAGAAGAAGAUGGGACCCUUUAAGGUCUUAGAAGCUAUUGGUACCCGUGCCUACAAGCUCUCUCUUCCCCCUCAAAUGGGAAUCCACCCGGUCUUUCAUGUCUCUCUUCUGAAACCUUACCGAGCACCGGUAGAUCCUGAGAGAAGAGUUCCUGUACCGGAGCCCGAAGAGAUUGAAGGAGAACAGAACUGGGUUGUCCGAGAGGUAGCUGAUAGCCGGGUCAAUAAGAAAAGGAGACGAGUGGAAUACCUAGUGCUGUGGGAAGGUUAUGAAAACGAGGAUGCUACAUGGGAACCUUGGGAGCAUCUCAAGAAGAGUGCUGAAGAAGCCCUUCGGGAUUUCCAUAUGAGGUAUCCCAAGAAACCCAAGGACAAGCGGAUUGUUGGGGUGUAG
This is a messenger RNA of Morchella sextelata, 540 nucleotides long. RefSeq lists its product as uncharacterized. The coding region runs from base 1 to 540 and encodes 179 amino acids. The record is from RefSeq and is a predicted model, not a curated record. Lineage: Eukaryota; Fungi; Ascomycota; Pezizomycetes; Pezizales; Morchellaceae. The transcript has a single exon.